UACAUAUCUGCAUUUGUUCCAUAAUUCAAACUGUAAUAUUAUCACCACUGAUCUUUCUUGAUAAAAAUUGAAACUUUUUAUGAUCAUUGUGAAGUAAUCAGAGUUUAUGCAUCUAGGUUGUUGUGAUUCAGGGUUUAUUUGUGAUUUUUUUUUAUUUUCUUGAUCGUUAGCUGUUGAUGCCUAAUUAGAUGUUUUUAACAUGUAGCAUUUGUUAAUUAUGUGUGUUUCUUGAAAUUCAUUUGCUUUGAGUGAUGAAAAUGAUGUUCACUUUUUCAAGGUUAGGAGAGUUGUCAGAAAUUAUAUUUAUUGAUUUAAGAUUAUUCGUGUAAUUUUCAUUUUGGUGGUGUUGAUUCUUUGUUUGGAAUAUGUUUGAUAAACGAAAAAAAGAUGCAUUUAGGGUCUGAUUUUGGUCGAGGCCUGUUUUACAAUUUAUACCAUUGAUGGCGAAAAUGAGCUAUAAGAGAUGUGGUUAGGGGGUGGGAAUUUGGAGCUUGUUGAGUUUUCAGGCAGUACUGGAUGUUAUUAUUUUUAAGUUUUCGGCAAAAAGAUAUAGUAUAUUUCUGCACUUGAUUCUAUACUUGUUGUUAAAAGUAAUAAAUUUGUAAAUAAAAGAGAAGUUAAGAUAGUUUGUAGCAAAGACUUACUGUAGUAUUGUGGGCAAGGAUCUUUAAAAACAUGAUCUGCUUAUUAUCCGGUCAUAUUUCUUCCUUAUUUUGUCCAAAGGUAGAAUAGUCUUCCUCUAAUCUUGGAAACCUUAUUAAUAUUAAAUAAUCUUUAAUAUUUAUAUGGAUAUACUGACAGUAAUCAAUAAUUAUUUCACAUUAAUUCAUCAUCUAGAUAAUUUAGAGACACUUGUAAAAAGAAAUUGCCCUUUCCAGCUUCCACUACCGCAUAUUGGCUAUAACAUGAUUCCGCUCCCUAGAGCUUUUAGUUAUUAUUUAUUAAUAUGAAAAGAUAUAGUUGUUACAUGUCACUUUUGUAGCAGUGAGGACUUCAGUAUAGAAGCAUACGCCUUUCGUCCAAUCAACUAUUUUUUUUUCAUUUCACACUUUUCCUGUUACCUUUUAAAUCAAAUAUACGUUCUUGAGCACCUUCUUCGUUUUUCUCAAAAAGAUUUAGUGAUUAUAUUGGGAGUAUAGAGAGUACAUCAUAUUACCUUGUAUAAACAUUACCUCAUAUUCAUAUUAAUGUCUUGUGCAUUUUGUAUUUAAAAUGUAAUAUGUUUUUGUUCUGUAUAGAAGGACUUACUUUUAACAGAAUACUAGGCUAUCAGUUUCCACUGUUUAAAUUGGUAUAUAUUCAUGUGUAUAAUAUUUGUAAAUCUAUCGUUUUUAUAAGAAAUUCUCACCGUUUCUAUCGAUCUUUGUUGCAAUAUUUAUAUUUAUAAGUUUCCCCGCUAUUCUAGUUGCAAGUGAAUGAAACCAUUGUCAUGCGGAAGCAAAGAAAACGUCACCCUAGAGCUUCUAAUAAAAGCAAGCGGAAGACAUCAGGAAGUAGCAAAAAUAAUGCGGAAAGCAGUAAUGUCGUUGAUGUUGAUGAUUAUCAUUAUGAUGAUGUUAUAGUUAUAGAUUUUCCUGCAUUAUGUCCCAAGAGCGAUAGAAAAUCAAGAUUCAUCAUUUGUGUCGAUGAUGAUAAUGAUGGCGUAGAUGUUGAAUGCGAAGAGUCAUCUGGAAAGCUUAAAGACCAGUGGGAAAAAGCUUUCUCAAGGAGAAAAUUAGAGGAGGAAAAAGCACAAGAAUUGCUGCUAUUGCAAAAGAAAAAAGAUGCAGAAAGUUCUCUAUUGCAAGACAUCGAGAGAAGGCAAAAGCAGCGUAUAGAAGAAGUGCGUGGGACACAAAAGCAGGACGAGGAUAUUUUAAACUUAAAAGAGGAGCUACGUGCUAAGGUUAAGAGUGACCUUAGUAAACUGGAGUUGACUUGCCGUGAUAUGGCAUCAGUACUGAGUGGCCUAGGUAUCCAAGUAAAAGGUGGUGCAAAUGAGGUCCGUGUAGCAACUAAAAGAGCUUUGUUAAGCUUUCACCCUGAUAGAGCUUUCCAAUCUGACAUUCGUCAACAAGUAGAAGCAGAAGAAAAGUUUAAGCUUAUCAAUCGCAUGAAGGAGAAGUUUGCAUGAAGGAGAACUAGGAUAUCCUUUGUCAUAGUCAUGUUCUCUUAGUUUUUGACUUUUUGCAGAAGAGGAUGUCAUAUCGACUCUUAAAUAUAGUUUCCUUCUUACUUUUUAGCAUCUACUUUAAAAAAAGCACUUUGUAGUUGUAUCUAUUGCAAUGAAAAUCAGCACUUGAAGUCGCCUUUAGUUUUAUCUCUAAUCCUUAAGUUCAAAUCACUGGAUAGGGAAAAAAUAUUCUUGCAUAAUCUAGUUGGAUUCUCUUGUAACCACCCAAAUCUGAUAUCUCUAUGUCAAUAUUUUUCAUUUAUUCACUACA
This is a messenger RNA of Daucus carota subsp. sativus, 2423 nucleotides long. RefSeq lists its product as uncharacterized. The transcript has 4 exons. The record is from RefSeq and is a predicted model, not a curated record. Bases 1430 to 2113 code for a protein of 227 amino acids. NCBI's taxonomy places the organism in Eukaryota, Viridiplantae, Streptophyta, Magnoliopsida, Apiales, Apiaceae.